UUGUGUACUAUAUCAUUCAAAACCCUUCAUCACCACCUACACCUCCACCACCACCAUCUGUUCCUCCUCCACACCACCACUUCCACCACACACAAGAUGGCAAACACACUGAGUCCCAUAAUGAAGGGAGAACCACAGCGUCGGCCCUCCAUGGACGCCUUCAAGCAACAGACCAAGGUGGAGGCAAGGGUCCAGCUUAGCCAGGAACUAGACCGCCUGCUGCUCACCUCACCUCCUGCAAUCAGGGACGCCACACGGAAGGAGUUUGAAGGCUUUGAGAAACUGUUUGCUCGCUUCAUUUCCGAUUUCGAGCCUUCAAUCCACUGGGACGAGAUUCAGAAGCUGGAGGAAGGCACGAUCCGAAGCUACAAUGAGAUCCAGGGUGUGGCAGCAACAAAAGCCAAGGCACUGCUGGACCGUCUUGUGGUGGUGAAGCUCAAUGGAGGGCUGGGCACUUCAAUGGGGUGUAAGGGACCUAAAUCCAUCAUCCCUGUGCGCUCUGACCUCACCUUCCUUGACCUUACCGUACAGCAAAUCAAGCACCUAAAUGAGAAAUACAACAGUGACGUCCCUCUGGUCCUUAUGAACUCCUUCAAUACAGACGAGGACACUUCGAAGGUCAUCAGAAAGUACCAAGGCAUAAAGGUCAGCGUCCACACUUUCAAGCAAUCACGGUACCCAAGAAUCAAUAGAGAGUCACUUAUGCCGCUAGCGAGGACUUGCAGCGACGGGGAGGCAGAGAGUUGGUACCCGCCUGGCCACGGUGACUUCUACAAUGCUUUCAACAACUCUGGCCUGCUUGACGAGUUUCUGAAGCAGGGCAAAGAGUAUGUGUUCAUCAGCAACAUAGACAAUCUUGGUGCCACUGUUGACCUCUCCAUCCUUAACUUCUUAGUGAGGUCAGGCCAUUGUCCCUUCCUGAUGGAGGUCACAGACAAGACCAGAGCUGAUGUGAAGGGUGGCACACUCAUCAGACACAAGGAUCAACUGUGUCUGCUGGAGAUUGCUCAAGUUCCCAAGGAUCACGUCGACGAAUUCAAAUCAGUCAAGAAGUUCAAGAUUUUUAACACGAAUAACUUGUGGAUUAAACUGAGUGCGAUGAAGGAGGUGAUGACAGAGGGUGGACUGGAGAUGGAGGUGAUAGUGAACAACAAGACUCUAGACUCUGGCACAGGGGUCAUUCAGCUGGAACAGGCAGUGGGGGCGGCCAUCAGGAGCUUUCACGGAGCCAUGGGACUCAACGUACCGAGAUCCCGUUUUCUCCCGGUGAAGAAAACGGACGACCUGCUUUUGGUGAUGAGCAAUUUGUACACCAUGCAGCAGGGGACCCUCAUCAUGUCACCCCAGAGGCAGUUUGAUACCACCCCUCUUGUUAAACUGGGGUCAUCUCAUUUUGGAAAGGUUAAGGACUUCCUCAAGCGUUUUGGCACCAUUCCUGACAUGCUGGAACUCGACCACCUCUCUGUGUCUGGCGAUGUGACUUUUGGAAGACGUGUGGUCCUUAAGGGUACGGUUAUCAUCAUCGCAAAUCACGGAGAUCGAAUUGACAUCCCAGCCGGCUCAAUUUUGGAGAAUAAAAUAGUUUCUGGCAACAUGCGAAUUCUGGACCACUAGAGAGAGAGAGAGAGAGAGAGAGAGAGAGAGAGAGAGAGAGAGAGAGAGAGAGAGAGAGAGAGAGAGAGAGAGACUUGUGGUAUCUUUAAUCUCUCACCAUGCAGCCUUUGAGAUUAACACACACACACACACAAAAAAAAGAAAAAUAAAUAAAUAAAUAAAAAAAAUAAAUAAAAAAAGAAAAAAUAAAUAAAAUAAAAAUACUACUACUAAUAAUAAAGCAAAAUAACAAUAAGAAACUGCAAAGGAAAAUAAAUCAAGCAAUAUAGAAGAUGCAAGCCCAAGACACAACCACCACCACCACCACCACCAUGCACACACACACACACAGCACCACCAACCUUCCCUGAGGACUGAAGUGGGCUAAGGGAGCCAACACCUUCUCUAGUUCCUCCUCUCUACACACUGGCUGCAGGAAAUAAAGGUGGUUGUAAUGCACGGUUGAAAUAAAUAGUUAAUGCUUAUGUUA
Portunus trituberculatus (swimming crab) is the source of this 2083-nucleotide messenger RNA. Its product is annotated as UTP--glucose-1-phosphate uridylyltransferase-like. Gene Ontology annotation, biological process: UDP-alpha-D-glucose metabolic process; glycogen metabolic process. The transcript is spliced from 12 exons. NCBI's taxonomy places the organism in Eukaryota, Metazoa, Arthropoda, Malacostraca, Decapoda, Portunidae. Bases 97 to 1614 code for a protein of 505 amino acids. The record is from RefSeq and is a predicted model, not a curated record. Gene Ontology annotation, cellular component: cytoplasm. Gene Ontology annotation, molecular function: UTP:glucose-1-phosphate uridylyltransferase activity.